GCUAAGUAUGCCAUUCGGCCACGUUGUCUGUUUUCACCUGUGUUCUUUGUAAACAUUGUAUUUUGUGUUCUGUUGUUUGGUAAAUGGAUUUUACUAUAGAAUGAAUUUCAACAAAAUUACCACCUGCCAUUUGUGGGUUGUUGUGUUCAGCACAUUCUUUGUUCUAAUCCACGGAUACAGAAAUAUUCGCCUGCAAGACAACCUUUGUGCCAAUCGGUUUUUGGUCCAACUUAAGAACAAAUUCAAAGAACCUUCUAUGACUUUGAUGGAGGAGCGAGAUUCCGCUGUUGUCAUAACGCAACGUUGGAACACCACACUUCCUGGCUUUUACUCUUCAAACAAAAUAAACUACGAUUGUGAAUUCAAAGUAUUAAGUAGUGAGGAUGCCUAUCGCAAUCCUCGCGGCAUUUACACUGUGAUAAACCAUUUAAAGUUCCGUCAACAUCCCGAAACAAAUAACUGUCUGGAUUACAUACAGUUUCGCAGUGGCAAUCGAUCGCCCAGCGAUCCAAUUUGCAAUAUUGGAGGACCCGAGGGUCGGGUGUUCGAUGAACGUUAUCGGGAUCUGACUGUUUUCAUACACAUCGACAAGAGUCGCAUGAUUACGGAGCCAUUGGAAUUGAGCAUGGUGUUGACGGCCCACUCGGAAUGUAAGAAUCCAGACGAUUUCCUGUGCAAUCGAACAGACCCAUUUUCGUGCAUAUCUCGGCACUUUGUUCGUGACAAUGUAACAAAUUGUGAAUGUGAUGAGGUAGUAUCAUUAUCAUGUUCGCAAGAUGUAACUCCUGCGCUGAAAUUGGAUACGACAAGUGUGGCCUUGUCGGCAAUAACAUCGUUGAUCUUUACAAUGGUCGGCGUGGGCUGUUGUGUGUGGAUAUGCUGGAAAUAUUGGAACUGUAUAACGGUCCAUCAACGAUCGCAUAACUCCAAUGGUUCAGUAUCGGGGCGACGUCACUCUCAACGUCAGCAUUGGUCGCAACAGCAACAACGCAAUGAAAUAAGGGAUGUCCCCGUUAUUGAACUACCUACGGCCCCAACAUUUGACAUUGAAACCACAAUAGCAGCAGAUCACAGCAGAGGUGUGCAUGGACAAUCUCAUCACGAUCCGUCGAAAGAUUUGCCACCCAGUUAUGAAGAACUAUUUCCGGAUAGAUAAACAAAAAAAAUUAAAUAGAUCGAAAUAAUAACUUUGUCCAAUACGCCCUUUUAAGCCAACUAAAUGAUAGAAAUUCCUAAAAGACAUACAUCUUCCUCAAGGUGCCAGGUGCAGUCAAUGAUUACGGAAACAAAAAAACAAUAAGUACCCUGUUAACAAAAUCAACUUUACAUUUUCAGAGGAUAUAUAAUAAGCUACCUCCAAAUUAUUUAAACGCAGAAAAGUAUACGUGGAAAAUGAAAAAAUGCGAAAAAAAACAUAAAAUCUUAAUAAAAUUGAUUAAAUUAUUCCGACAUUUUCACUUCUGAUUUUAUGAAAUUACCCUCUUUAAAUUCAUAAUCAUUCUAAACAUCGGAUUAAAAUAGACAAAGUCGAGCUUAAAAAUAUUUGUAUCUCUGAUUAGAAAUUAUGUGCAGAGAUAUCUAAGCUUUUCAAAAAAGAGUGAUAAAGAACAGUAUUGCAAGCCAACUUAUUUUAAGUACGCAGUAUGGACAUUGGAGUAUGUAUACUUUCUGUUUUUGGUGAUUUUAAGAUAAUUUUUGUUUAUUUGUGAGUAGCUCGUUAUGUAUUAUUAAUGCGGGGUGCGUGUAUUUUUUUUGUGACCGUAUAAGCUAGCUGCAAUUUUAAUAAAAUUGUCAACCAUUUGUAUAACGUCAUUUUCAUAGUUUAACUGUAAAUAUAUAUUUAUAUUUUAGAGAGCAUUAAUUUACACAAGAAUCUCUGUUGAGAAAAUUAAAAUUUUAUAUAUCAUAAACUUUGUUUUUACUAAAGAUAUUACUAAUUACUUUUCAAAAUUUAAUUUUAGCUCAAAUUUAUAGUUAUAAAUAUUGCAACUUGGCGUCGAAUACUAUAAUACCUAAAAAGCCAAUAUUAAAGUUGAUCGUUAAUCUAGUAUUGUUGACUUUAAUUGAUUGAUAUGUCUCCAAGGUGACUAACAUGAAACUAUAUUGGUAAAAUGAUUAUAUAACAUAGAUACAUAUUUCUUAGAUGUAAGCCCAUACAUUAUAUAUACUAUCCCCCUCGAAUUUAUAUUUGGUCCAAGUAUUUUUUAAAUUUUCCUUUCAGCACAACAACAUAUAAAGCGGUACCUGUUAAGUUUAAAUCCAACCUAUACAAAGGAAUAAUUAUUUUAAAGAUUGUGGAAAAUUGUCUCAAAAAUAUGGCAUUUAAUAAGAAAGUAUUGCAUUUUGUAUUUGUGAAAUUCGUAAAAGAAGUCGCUAAAUUGAAUUUGUUUAUAUCAAAUAUAUAUUUAUUAAAAACAAAAUUGUUUGUAGUUACAAAUAAAUAACCAAAUACUUAUCUAAA
Messenger RNA from Musca domestica (house fly), 2461 nucleotides. RefSeq lists its product as uncharacterized. Lineage: Eukaryota; Metazoa; Arthropoda; Insecta; Diptera; Muscidae. The record is from RefSeq and is a predicted model, not a curated record. Bases 101 to 1156 code for a protein of 351 amino acids. The transcript has 3 exons.